Protopterus annectens (West African lungfish) is the source of this 8377-nucleotide messenger RNA. RefSeq names its product AT-rich interaction domain 1B (gene ARID1B). NCBI's taxonomy places the organism in Eukaryota, Metazoa, Chordata, Ceratodontiformes, Protopteridae. Bases 274 to 7152 code for a protein of 2292 amino acids. The record is from RefSeq and is a predicted model, not a curated record. Gene Ontology annotation, molecular function: DNA binding; nucleosome binding. The transcript has 21 exons. Gene Ontology annotation, cellular component: brahma complex; nucleoplasm; nBAF complex. Gene Ontology annotation, biological process: chromatin remodeling; positive regulation of DNA-templated transcription; regulation of transcription by RNA polymerase II.
GCCAUGCUGGGCCUGAGAGGCUCAGGCAGACAUGUAUUUACCCAUAUCCGGGUUAGAGAGGAAAAGAAAAAAACUUUCAUUUAAACCUGAACAAAAACUUUCAACAUGAAAUCCCACAGCAGAAACAAGCACGGGAAGUAAGGCUUCGCCAUUUCUAAUCCAAAUCAGGAUUUUAUUACAGGGGAGAUUUGGAGUUACGUGGUAUUUAAACGAGUCUUUUUUUCUGUUUCUUUUUUGCCUUUUCUUCACUGGCUGACUGGACUAAACGUUGAAAUGAUCAUGGCCGCUCAAGUAGCAGCAGCUCCGCCGAAUGCAAGCAACAAAAACCCAACUUUAUCUACUAAUUUAAAUCAGGAUUUAAACUCUGUUAAGUCUGGGGGGACCGGACCAGGACCUGGAUCGAUGCUUGUUGUCAGAGAUGGAACUAACAACAGUAUGAAUAAUGUAGAUCACCAUCAUCACCACCAUCAUAAUGAACUGAACAUGGCUAAUGCAACUUCUGCUCCUUCAAAUAGCUCAGACUCUGUUCCGAAAGAAGGUGGAAAUACAGCUUUGAAUUUGUCUAAUGCUAACACUGCUGCUUCUUCGACGGUGGAACCGGGGUUGAUAGCGAACCACAAACUGAAAACCAUUGGAGGAGAUUCCCCACCUCCCCACCACCAUUCAGCACAACCUUCUCAACUAAAUCAGUUUCAACAACAACAGCAUCACCCCCAUCAGAUUCAGAAUAACAACAUUAAUAACCAGUCCCCCGAAAUGGAAAGCCGACAGCAGCACGGCGCUGGGAAAGACGGUAUUUUAUCAGGGAAUCAGCCUGAGCAGCAACAACAACAACAAAUGUUGAAUAAAAGUGCAGAGGAUGAUUUGACUGUUAAAAUGGGUGAGCAGCCGACGGGCGGCCGGUUCGACCACCCUAACACGGGACCAUCUAAUAGCAUGAACAGUCAACAAUCAAGUGGGGUUAAUCACAAUGUCCAGGAGUUUAAUAAUUAUUAUGGUAUUGCUAGAGGAGGGCCUUGCUUUGAUCAACAUGGUGGACAACAAAGCUCUGGGAUGGGGAUAGUACACUCUUCAGCUCCGAACAGCAUGGACCCGAUGCCAAAUUCCCACGAAGGCUACUCAAACAGUCAGAAUAGUCCUUAUUCGAAUUACAGGCCUGGUAAUACUAGUUCUGGAUAUGGAAUGAUGAGCUCUCCCAGGCAUACAAAUAGCAUGAUGAUGGGCCCAGGCAACAGCAGUACUAACCAUGGCAAGGCUGCUAUGUCUGGUGGGGUUGGAGGUGGAGCAGCUGGUGGAGGGUUCCAGAGAUAUCCAGGGCAGAACCAGCACCCUUCAGGGGCAACACCCACCCUGAACCAUCUGCUGACUUCCCCCAGCCCCCUCAUGAGGAACUACGGGAGCGGUUACCCUGAGUAUAACACCCCAAAUAUGCUGCAGCAUCAAAAACAGUCAAGCAUGGGGCUGGGCAAAGACAUGGGUUCUUCCUCUCAGUAUGGGACUGCCCAGACAUCGAACUGGGCAACUGCAGCAGCUCAACAAAGGACCCAUCCUGCUAUGAGCCCUGGGAACACCAGUCAGCAGGUCAUGAACAGACCCCAGGGCAGUCAGAUGGAGCCAAUGAUAAAGAGGCAGCAGGUGUAUGGAAUGGCCACUUAUUCUCAGCAGCAGCAGCCAUCAACUCCCCAGUGGCAGCAGGGAACGUAUUACCAUGGGCAGUCUUAUGGGCCACCUACCCCUCAGCGAUAUUCGAUGGGAAUACAAGCGUGGAACCAUGCUGGCAUGGGAGGGAUGCAGUUUCCACAGCAGCAGAUGGGACCUCAGUAUGGUCAGCAGGGUGCAAGUGGCUACUGCCAGCAAGGCCAACAGACGUACUACAGUCAGCAACAACCACCACCACAACCACAGACACAGUCACCACAACCACCUGCACAGGCGCCAACUUCACAGACCUCCUAUAUGCAGCAGCAACAGCAGCCUCAGCAACAGCCAGCAUCCCGAUACCAGCCCCAACAGGAUAUCUCUCAGGAAGGCUUUGGAACCCGAACUCAACAACCAAUGACACCAGGAAAGUCAAACCAUGAAGAUAUGUCCAUAAUGCAACAGGAAAGGCCUUCAAGCUUACCGGACUUGUCUGGUUCGAUUGAUGACUUGCCAACAGGAACGGAAGCCACACUAAGUUCAGCUGUCAGUGCCUCAGGGUCAACAAGUAGUCAAGGAGAACAGAGUAAUCCAGCACAGUCUCCGUUUUCUCCACAUGCCUCGCCACAUCUUUCUGGUAUCCCUGGAGGUCCGUCUCCAUCCCCCGUGGGUUCUCCAGUUGGAAGCAGUCAGUCGAGAUCGGGACCCAUUUCCCCUGCAAGUAUUCCAGGUAGUCAGAUGCCAUCUCAACCUCCCAGUACCCAACCUGAAACCAUCACACAUCCCGCCAUAAGUCAGUCACCUAUGCCUCAGGACAGAGGUUUUAUACCAUCCAUGCAUAGAAAUCCUCCAGUGUCUCAGUAUACACCACAACAGAUUGGACCUUCCAUGUCACCUCAUCCACAUCCGUCACCUGGAGGGCAAGCACAUACGGGUAUGAGUAGUUUUCAACAAAACGGCUCCAGUAGCAGCUAUGGGCAUCAAAUUGGCCAGUAUGGACCACAAGGUAACUACUCACGACCUUCUAAUUACAGUGGAGGACCGAGUACAGGCUAUAGUGGUCCUGGUCCUGGUCUGGGAAUCAAUGCAACAAACCAGAUGCAAGGUCAAGUUCUAGGCCAGCCUUGUGGCAACGUGUCCAUGGGCAGAAUGCCCACAGCUGUGAUGAGCAAUCGUCAUUACUCAGGAGGCAUGGGCAUGACGCCGAACUCGCCCAGCGUGCCACAACAGGGUAUACCAGGGAUGGGGCCCCCCAACAUAAAUCGUAAGGCACAGGAAGCAGCUGCUGCUGUGAUGCAGGCUGCUGCUAAUUCAACCCAGAGCAGGCAGAACAACUUCCCCAGCGUAAACCAAAGUGGGAUGAUGGGUGCCAGUUCUCCUUAUGGUCAGUCCAUGAGUAACAGCUCGGCCAUGAUGAAUCAGCAGCUGUCAUCGUACAACAUGGCUUCCAAUAUGGUGAACAGUUCUCCAGGGCCUAUGGGACUUGGAGCAGACAUGAUGGGCCAUGGAGAUCACAAGCUUCCAAUGUCUUUGAAAGCUGACCUUGUGGAAGAAGGACCUAUCCCAGUUGAAACCAAGUCAAAGGAUAGCUACAUCUGUCAUGGUUUUUCUCAACCCCCAACCCCAGGCAGCCUGCCUGUCCCUUCCCCCAUGUCCCCAAGCUCUGCUAACAUCUCCUCAUUUCAUGGAGAUGAAUGUGAUAGCAGUAACAGCCCAGGCUGGCCAAAGACUCCAUCAAGCCCUAAAUCAGGUUCUUCUGGCACAACAGGAGAGAAGAUAACUAAGCUCUAUGAGUUGGGGAAUGAACCAGAACGCAAGCCGUGGGUGGAUCAUUAUCUCUGCUUCAUGGAAGAAAGAGGUACUCCUGUGGCCACUCUUCCUGCUGUUGGCAAGAAGCCCUUGGAUCUCUUUCGUCUCUAUGCUUGUGUCAAGGACAUUGGUGGCCUAACACUGGUUAAUAAAAACAAGAAGUGGCGGGAGUUGGCAAGUAACCUUAAUGUUGGCACAUCGAGCAGUGCUGCUAGUUCCUUGAAGAAACAGUACACUCAGUACCUCUUUGCCUUUGAGUGCAAGAUUGAACGUGGAGAAGAACCCCCUCCUGAGGUCUUCAGUGCAGCUGAAUCAAAAAAGCAGCACAAGAUACAACCACCAUCUCCUGCAAAUUCUGGUUCCUUGCAAGGUCCACAAACACCACAGUCAAGUAGUAGUAACUCCCUAAUCGAAGCCCCUAUAGACAUGAAGCCUCCAACUCCAGUGCCACCAUCACAUGGUCAGAUGCCAGCAAUGCAGGGAAGCAGAAGCAACACAAUAAGCGUACAGGAUCCAUUUUCGGAUGUGAGUGAUUCAACAUUCCAGAAACGAAAUGCCAUGACGUCAAAUGCACCAUACCAACAAGGAAUGAACAUGUCUGACAUGAUGGGGCGCAUGCCAUAUGAACCAAACAAGGAUCCUUUCAGCGGAAUGCGAAAAGUGUCUGCAGGUAGUGAGCCCUACAUGCCCCCUGGUCAAAUGCCCAACAGUGGAAUGCAGGACAUGUACAGCAGGACCCCUUCAGGAGGAAUGCCUGGUAUGGGCAUGUCUCAACGGCAACCCUUUCCUUAUGGGAGUGGAUACGACAGAAGGUCAGAACAUGGAAUGGGCCAUGAAGGCAGUGUGGGACCUAGUGGCCAAAAUAAUAUGGUGCCUUCAAAUAAUGACCCAAGCGUUUACUCUCCAACCCGUUAUCCAGUCCAGCAAAGGCAUGAGCCCUAUGGGCAGCAGUAUGCAGGACAAGCACCUCCCUCAGGACAACCACCAUAUGGAGGUCAUCAACCUGGAAUGUAUCCCCAGCAAGCGAAUUAUAAGCGUCACAUGGAUGGCAUGUAUGGCCCCCCAGCUAAGCGACCUGAAAAUGAAAUGUAUAAUGUGCAGUAUGGGAACCAGCAGCAGGAAAUGUAUAAUCAGUAUGGAAACACAUACUCUGGACCUGACAGAAGGCCUGUGCAAGGACAAUACCCAUACCCCUACAACAGAGAGAGACUGCAGGGCCCUACACAAAUUCAGCAGCAUGGAAUGCCACCACAGAUGAUGGGAAAUUCCAUGCAGUCCACACCAUCUGAAGGGACCCAACAAAACAUGUGGCAGUCACGGAAUGAUAUGUCUUAUUCAUACCAGAACAGGCAAGGUCCAGGGGGCCCUUCACAGGCCGCACCGUACCCAGGGAUGACACGUACAGAGGACAUGAUGGUACCAGACCAGCGAAUGAACCAUGAGAAUCAGUGGCCUUCUCAUGUUAACCAACGACAGUCUUCAUUUAUGACUUCCUCUGCAUCUAUGCCACCUAUCACACGGCCUCCCUCAUCUUCCUACCAAACGCCGCCUUCUUUGCCAAAUCACAUUUCCAGAGCUCCCAGCCCAGCUUCCUUUCAGCGGUCUCUAGAAAACCGAAUGUCUCCAAGCAAGUCCCCAUUCCUUCCAUCAAUGAAGAUGCAGAAAGGCAUACCACCAGUUUCAGCCUCUCCGGUCACUACCCCUUCAGUUCCAACCCCACCAGCAAGGCGGGAAAUUACUUUUCCUCCAGGUUCUGUAGAAGCAACACAAGCUGUCUUAAAAGCAAGGCGAAAAAUUACCUCAAAAGAUAUCGGAACUCCCGAAGCAUGGCGAGUGAUGAUGUCUCUCAAAUCUGGCCUGUUGGCUGAAAGCACUUGGGCUCUAGACACCAUGAAUAUCCUCUUGUAUGACGAUAGUACUGUUGCUACUUUUAUUCUUUCUCAGUUACCAGGAUUCUUUGAACUUUUGGUUGAAUAUUGCAGAAGAUGCCUGAUUGAAAUUUUUAAUAUACUUAGAGAGUAUGAAGUCGGAGAUCCAGGUCAGGAAGCAUUGUUUGUCGAAAAUGCUGUUAAAAAAGAAAGCACUGAGUCCAAAGUUGAGGAGUGUGGUACUGAAGAGGAGCAGGAGGAUGAUGAGGAGGAGGAGGAGGAAGAUGAGGAAGACGAAGAGGAAGAAGAUGAGGAAGACGAAAAGGAAGCUGAAGAAAUGGAAGACCAAGCCAGUGUUGACAGUGACAACGAUACUUCAAAUAGUGACAUGUCACAAAAUAAACCCAAACAAGCUAGUAAAUUUGACAAGCUGCCAAUAAAAAUUGUGGAAAAGGACGAUCUCUUCGUUGUUGACCGCUCUGACAAGCUUGGCCGAGUUCAGGAAUUUAACAGUGGUCUUCUUCAUUGGCAGAUUGGUGGGGGUGACAUAACUGAACACAUACAGAUGCACUUUGAGACUAAACCCAUAAUACCUCCACGCACUAGAGCAUGUUUUCCAAGCUCCCCAAGAAAAGAAAGAAAAAGGAAAGACACUGAGGGGAAUGAUGCAUGUUUAAUAGAGAAACAUUCUGAGAAAAGCAUAACAGCAACUAUAGAUGAUGUGCUUUCAGCUCGUCCAGGGACUUUACCAGAAGACAGUAACAACAGGUUAUCGUCAGAGGUAGAAGCUGGAAAGUUUCCAUUUGUCAUCCACCAAGGUAAAAGUCACAAAAACAUCAAGCUACUGGAGGAUGAGCCAAAAAGCCAUGAUGAACUCCCUUUGUGUACAGUAGCUGACUGGCAGGACUCCUUGGCAAAACGGUGCAUUUGUGUGUCAAAUAUUAUUCGGAGUUUGUCUUUUGUGCCUGGAAAUGAUGUAGAAAUGUCUAAACAUCCUGGCUUAGUGUUGAUCCUGGGAAAGUUGAUCCUUCUUCACCAUGAGCAUCCGGAGAGGAAACGGGCACCACAGACCUAUGAGAAAGAAGAGGAAGACAAAGGAGUUGCCUGCAGCAAAGAUGAGUGGUGGUGGGACUGCCUUGAUGUCUUAAGGGAGAAUGCUUUGGUUACAUUAGCCAACAUUUCUGGGCAGUUGGACCUAUCUGUUUACCCAGAAAGCAUUUGUUUGCCAAUUUUGGAUGGUUUGCUACAUUGGAUGGUGUGCCCAUCUGCUGAGUCCCAGGAUCCUUUUCCCACUGUGGGACCUAAUAUUGCCCUAUCACCUCAAAGACUUGUGCUAGAGACACUUUGCAAGCUCAGCAUCCAUGACAGUAAUGUGGACCUUAUUUUGGCAACUCCUCCUUUUAGUCGUCAGGAGAAAGUAUACGCUACAAUGGUUAGGUACGUUGGGGACCGUAAAACUCCUGUUUGUCGAGAAAUGGCCAUGGUUCUUUUAUCAAAUCUUGCCCAGGGGGACACAGUAGCAGCCAGAGCCAUAGCUGUGCAGAAGGGGAGCAUUGGAAAUUUGAUAAGCUUCUUAGAGGAUGGUGUCACUAUGGCCCAGUUUCAGCAGAACCAGCAUAAUGUUAUACACAUGCAACUUCCACCUCUAGAGCCCCCCAGUGUGGACAUGAUGUGCCGGGCAGCCAGGGCCUUGCUAGCUAUGGCCAAAGUGGAAGAAAACCACUCAGAAUUCCUUUUGCACGAGGGCCGCUUGCUGGAUAUCUCUAUAUCUACUGUCCUGAACUCUGCAGUGGCCUCUGUCAUUUGUGAUGUACUGUUUCAUAUUGGGGAGUUAUGACAUAGGUUGGAAACCAAGCAAGUGUGAGUGGAGACAGAGGUCACAAAUACUGGGCUGAUUUGGGUCUUAUUUAUCCAACAUAGCAAGAGUAAUCUUUGUUCCUUUGCCCCAUUCACUUUUACCAAUUGGGAUUAACAAAAGUCAUAAUGCAAAUGGUUAUAAAAUUAAUAUUUGCUGUCUAUGUGUAUAAGGACUUUUUAAUUUUUUUUAUUUUAAAUUUUUUUUACCAAAGUUUCUGUCUAGUACAUUCACCAACUGGCUAUCUUCCAAGAAAUUCCUUCAGGAUGUUUCUUUCAUGUUUAUACUGCAUAUUUUGGAAGCAAAAUAAUGACUUAAAAUGUUAAGGCAAACCUUGUUUGAUGGAUGGAAUGCUCUUUUUUUCUCAUAAGAGUUGCAGAUGGCUGUAAAAUUCGAAAACCUCUAUCCACCACCAAAAGUGCUGUGCAAUAGAACUUGGUAAUCUAGGUCUAGAGGAUCAAAGAGGUGUCAGUAGUCAUAUAACAUAUCAAUUUCUCCACAGGAGAAUGCUGGGCUAGGCUUUCAAUUAAACAAUAAAAUAAAGUAUAAAAAGUUUAAAAAGAGAUUUUGAAUAAAGUAUAACAUAAUUUGCUUCCUCACCAGUGCUGUCAUAUCUGCAUCAUUUUUGACCUUCCACAGUAUGACAGUUUACGGUUACUUUUACUCAUGUUUGUCUUUUUCAGAGAGAAUAUCAACUUUUUUUCUUUUCUUUGCUAAUGGCCGUGUUGUAUAUAGAAGUUGUACAUUCAGUAUACCCUCACAUUUUCUUUCUUUUUUUUUUUUUUUUUUUUUUUCUUUCUUUUAGUAUAAGAUUUAGAUUUUCCAUGAUGUGGUUACUACAAAGUGCUGGUAGUUUUUAAUAUUUCUAUUAUUUGGGCCAUAUCUCCAAAGAGGGUAAUGUACAAGUUUCUGUAUGUAUAAAGUUGUGCUCUAUUUCGGGAGAGCAGCUAAUCAUGAUCUGCUUCAUAAUCAAGGUGUGGAAAUGGUUUGGCUACAGGUUAUGAUUAGAAAUGGUUAAAACUUAAAACACAACUUCAAAGAUUUUUUCAGUGAUGCGAAUCGGCAUAUUUGUAUUUCAGAUAAUGUAGUUAAAACUUGAUGUAAAUUCCUCCUUUUCCUCUGGCUUAAUGAAUAUCAUUUAUUCAGUAUAAAUCUUUAUACUAUAUGUUCCACAUGUUAAGAAUAAAUGUACAUUAAAUCUUGUUAA